Molecule: messenger RNA, 6108 nt
Organism: Oenanthe melanoleuca
Lineage: Eukaryota; Metazoa; Chordata; Aves; Passeriformes; Muscicapidae
Gene: ABCG4
Product: ATP binding cassette subfamily G member 4
Exons: 14
Coding region: 5-1930 (641 amino acids)
Cellular component (GO): plasma membrane
Molecular function (GO): ATP hydrolysis activity; ABC-type transporter activity; ATP binding
Source: RefSeq, a predicted model, not a curated record
CAGGAUGGCGGAGAAGGGCAUGGACCCCGCCUGCGUCUCCAUCGCCCUGGAGGACACGGUGUGCCACGCCGGCCCCCCGGACGCCCCCCUGCUCACCACCCACUUGAAGAAGGUGGAGAACCACAUCACAGAGGCCCAGAGGUUUUCCCACCUCCCGAAGCGCUCGGCUGUCAACAUCGAGUUCAUCGACCUGUCCUACUCCGUGCGGGAGGGAUCCUGGUGGAGGAAGAGAGGGUACAAGACUCUCCUCAAAUGCCUGUCAGGGAAGUUCUGCCAGCGGGAGCUGAUUGGGAUCAUGGGCCCCUCGGGAGCUGGGAAAUCCACACUAAUGAACAUCCUGGCUGGCUACAGGGAGACUGGGAUGAAGGGGCAGAUCCUGGUGAACGGGCGGCCGCGGGACCUGCGCACCUUCCGCAAGAUGUCCUGCUACAUCAUGCAGGAUGACAUGCUGCUGCCACACCUCACCGUGCUCGAGGCCAUGAUGGUCUCUGCUAACCUGAAGCUGAGUGAGAAGCAGGAGGUGAAGAAGGAACUGGUGAAUGAGAUCCUGACGGCCCUGGGGCUGCUGGAGUGCUCGUACACCCGCACCAGCUCGCUGUCGGGGGGCCAGCGCAAGCGCCUGGCCAUCGCCCUGGAGCUGGUCAACAACCCGCCCGUCAUGUUCUUCGAUGAGCCCACCAGUGGUCUGGACAGUGCCUCCUGCUUCCAGGUGGUGUCCCUGAUGCGGUCCCUGGCUCAGGGUGGGCGCACCAUCAUCUGCACCAUCCACCAGCCCAGCGCCAAGCUCUUCGAGAUGUUCGACAAGCUCUACAUCCUGAGCCAGGGCCAGUGCAUCUUCAAGGGUGUCGUGACCAACCUCAUCCCCUACCUGAAGGGCCUCGGCCUCCACUGCCCCACAUAUCACAACCCUGCUGAUUUCAUCAUCGAGGUGGCCUCAGGAGAGUACGGGGACCUCAACCCCGUCCUGUUCCGCGCUGUGCAGAACGGGAUGUGCACCAUGGCAGAGAAGAAGAGCAGCCCUGACAAGGCAGAUUCGUCGUGCCCACCGUGUGGGACGGACGUGGAUCACAUUGAGAGCCACACAUUCGCCACCAGCACCUCGACUCAGUUCUGCAUCCUCUUCAAGAGAACCUUUAUCUGCAUCCUGAGGGACACGGUGCUGACCCACCUGCGGUUCAUGUCCCACAUCUGCAUCGGGGUGCUCAUCGGGCUGCUCUACCUGCACAUCGGCAACGACGCGGGCAAGGUCUUCAACAACACCGGCUUCCUCUUCUUCUCCAUGCUCUUCCUCAUGUUUGCUGCCCUCAUGCCCACCAUCCUCACCUUCCCCCAGGAGAUGACCGUGUUCCUGAGGGAGCACUUGAACUACUGGUACAGCCUCAAAGCCUAUUACCUGGCAAAGACCAUGGCAGAUGUGCCCUUCCAGGUGAUCUGCCCCAUUGCCUACUGCAGCAUCGUGUACUGGAUGACGGGCCAGCCCCCCGAGGCCACGCGCUUCCUGCUCUUCUCUGCCCUGGCCACCGCCACCGCCCUGGUGGCCCAGUCCCUCGGGCUUCUCAUCGGAGCUGCUUCCACUUCCCUGCAGGUGGCGACUUUUGUGGGACCCGUCACUGCCAUCCCCGUGCUGCUCUUCUCGGGCUUCUUCGUCAGCUUCAAGACCAUCCCCACCUACCUGCAGUGGAGCUCCUACGUCUCCUAUGUCAGGUAUGGCUUCGAGGGCGUCAUCCUCACCAUCUACGCCAUGGAGCGCGAGGAUCUGGAGUGCCUCGAGGACUUCUGCCCAUUCCAAAAACCCAUCAAGAUCCUGCAGGAGCUGGAUGUGGAGGAGGCCAAGCUCUACCUGGACUUCCUCAUCCUGGGCAUCUUCUUCGUCAUCCUGCGGCUCCUGGCUUACCUGGUGCUCAGGUACAAGGUCAAGUCUGAGAGAUAAAGGGGCCGUGGGGCCCCGGUGCCGCUCCCGGGCCUGGCCUGCUGGGAGAGAUGUUCUGCAGAUGGACACGGCGCUCCUGCAGGUCCCAGACCGUGGUGGAGGCACUGGGAGGUGCCAGCCAGGCCUGGCUCAGUCGAGAAGGGUUUUGAGACAUCUCGGAACUGUUUUAACCUUUCCACACACUCUUCAUUGCAAAACGUUUUGUACAGCCCUGGCAUGUGCCACCCUCCCCCCAGGACCCGCGAGCCCCACGGAGCUUGGGUCCCCUCUCGUUGUCCCUGCUGCCCUGGGGACACCAGGGACAGUCCUGCAGAGGUGGCUUGUGCUGAGCACGAGGAGCCUGCCCCGUGCAGGGGGAGCAGAGGGCUGGGGCUGGGCUGGGCAGGAGGAAAGAGCUGCACAGUUGGAAGCACAGCCCAUGGUCCCACUCCUCAUCCUGGCCAGCAGCGUGAGUCAGUGCUGAGAAGAGCCAUAGGAGAAGUUGCACAAGGCUUUAGUGUUUCCUGUCACCGUAGCCACAGAGAUUGCUGCAUCCCUUUUUCCUUUCUAAGCAAAUCCCCCUUCUUUUUUUCCUUUUGUCUUUAUUUUCCCCCUUGUUUUUUUUUUUGUUUUUUGUUUUUUUUUGGUUUUUUUUUGUUUUUUUUUUUUGUUUUCCCCCACAAACCCCACUGCAUCCCAGUCUUCAUGAAGGGGAAAAGGAGCCAGCAGGCAGAGAAGGACUGGGGGCUCUGUCUCAGACUCCUGCUGGGACACCAUCCUCAGAGCUGGGAUCUUCAAACCAGGGUCUGUGGGAGCAGGACAGUGUUCUCAGACCCUAGGGAGGCUCACAUUCAGUCCCUGUUGUCUCUGGGGUCAGAGACAAGAGGGUCUGAACCAAAUCAACCAACACUGAGAGAAGUGACUGUUCCCUUGCACGGAGCAAGGGGGAUUCAGGUUCCCACACCCUGCCAGUUCCAGGAGGCUGAAGAGCAGGGCUGGGCUGGGCUGUGUCAUCACUGGAGCCUCUGCUGCAGGAGCAGAGCUGGCCCUGAGCCCUUCCCUGCAGCCUCUCUUCCCCAGCACCAGCAGGGCUGUCUCAGCAGGACAGGGCGGACGAGCCUCGCUCAGCACCGACUGUGCAAGGAGGGGAUGCCAAGGACACCCAGCCUGUCACAGUGCCAGCCCCCAGGGUGACACUGUGCAGAAGGGGGUCCCAGCGGUGUCUGAACUGGAAUCCAGGUGAGAUCCCAGACUGGUUUGUUUGCAGUGGGCAGCCUGGACACUGGGAAGGCUUUUGCACUUUGUGACUGGUGGAGGAAAAGGUCCCAUUUGGCACGUGGCUCGGGUGGCUGCUCCAAAGUCGCACACCUUGCAGAGGGAAGGCAACUCAGCACCUUGCUGGCUCUCCAGAGGAACUGAGCUGAGCCCAGAGCUGGUGGGGCAUCUGCACAUGCUGCUGUGCUGGGAACACAGCGCCCUGCUUGCCUGCACAGCACAGGCUCCGUGGGAGUGCUGCCACUGCUGGCACCGGGCUGCACUGUCACCCACAGACACGGGAGCCCAAAGGGUUUUGGUGAGCACAGAGGGGGAGGCAGCCCUGCCCCACCCUGGCAGGCUGGCCCUGGUUCAGGUCAGCCUGGAGCAUCCUGCUCCUGGCACUUGGAGCAGCAGGGAUUGCAGGGCAAGUGCCAGAUUGCAGCAGAGGAAUUCCUGGAGGCCGCUCUUUGGUUUUGCUGGCUUGGGUUGGGGCUGCACAGCAGAGCCUGGCUGGGCUGGCCCUGCUGCUGGGCACUGAGUUUGCUCUGCCUGGAGAGCAAAUAUUUGGCCAUGGGGCCCUCUGGCACAGAGGGCUGGAGGCAGGACACACCCUGCUGCCCUUUCCAUGCUGAGCAUCGGGGUUUUCCCCAGGUUGUUGUCUGACUUCUCACUAUCACAAAACUCCCCUCUGCUCCUGGACCAUCCCCCAGUGCCGUGCUCUGCAGUGGAGCUGUGCCAGCUGGAGUGGAGGGCUGCAGUGCUGCCAGCCACAGCCACAGGGGCACGGGGGAGUGGGGGACAGUCGCUGUGCCUGCUCUGUCACGGGGUGCACGGAUGGGCAGGGAGCUGGGGGAUGUGGGGCUGUCACCCUUCUCCAUCUCCUUGUCCCUGCAGCUGAUGGGGCUGAUGCUCUGCGUCUGUCCUGCUCUUGGGCGGGGACUAGUUGAGCCUGGCCCAGCACAGAGCAUGGCUGGGCUGAGGUUUUUCCCUGGGUGGAUCCAGAUGCAGGAGGUGCCAGUGGGGCAGCUUUGCACAGCUCCUGCUCCCUCCCUGGCAUUUGGGGCUCUUGUGAGGGGUCCUGUCCUCUGCACCCUGGAGGUGCUGCUGUCCCCAGCACACCUGGACACCCCUGUGCCACCACAGCCAGGGCCACCACUGCUCCCAGGAGGACCCAGACAAGAUGGACUAGUGUGUGGAGCAAAGGGGCUACCAGCUGGCACCAGUGACUGCCACUGCCCGUGUCCCCCACACACAGGGAAGGGUUUGUUGACCAGGCUCUGCUGCCUGCAGAGAAAUGCUGUGGAACAGGCUUGGAGCACCCUGCCAGGGCAGGUGGUUCCCAGUGCCUGGGAUGCACUGGAUGCACUGAUAGCACCCCAGAGUGCCCAGGAGGGCUCAGCACAGCCUGUGCCCAUCAGAUGCAGUGUCCUAGCUGAGCAGGUAUGUGGCCACUGCGGGGCAGAGGGCCAGGACAAACCCUGGAGCUGCAGGAUGGCUGUGCCUGAGCUGGGCAAGGGCUCUGGGGAGUGGGGGUGAUGGGGCUCCUCCCCGAGGCAGCAGGACACAAAUGAAUGUUUGUCUAAAGGGGCUGAUGGGUGAGGGAUGUGGCACAGGGCAAAGACCCCCUCAGUGCUGCCUGAGGAGCUGAGCCAAGGUGCCACUGUCCCUUCCCUCCCUUCAAGGACAGUCCCAGAGGUGGUGGGAGGUGCAGGGACAUGCAAGGAGAAGGAGCACGUUUGCACUGAGCACCCUGGGGUUUAUUGCCUGGGUGGUCCCUGCAGGAGCAGGGCAGGAGGGGUUUUCUCUGCCCAGGCACGGCACAGGGACGGGGUGCAGCCAUCCUGCUCCAGGGGCCCUUAGGGAAGCAGCAAGGAUGCACUUUAUCAGAGCAGGGAAGCAGAGCUGUGAGUGCUUCUGGCUGCAGGAAUCCCACGAGAGAACGUGGCUGGAUAAUCAGGAGGAGCGUGAUGGAGGAGAGCAGGAUUCUCCCCCCACACCUCCUCUCCUGCCCCUGCCUUCCCUUGUGAUGCACUUUGAGUGGAUGAGGGUGGGGUUCAAGCUGUGGCUCUGGCUCCCUGGGAACACCAGGUGAGCCUCAACCCACCAAAAACUGCUUCAGCCCUCAGGCCCAUGGCUGGGUCAGGUCCUGCCUCUCAUGAGAGAUGGCAGGCAGGGCUGUGGCCAUCACCCCCAUGCAUGUCCAGGCCACCUUUGGCACACGCACAAGAAGAGCAAACGCUUCAUCACCUGGCUGGGGUUUGCUGGAGGGGAGACUGGGCUAGAACAGGGAGGGAUGGGGCUUCUCCCAGGGUGUCACCCCUCUCCCAAAUCAGGCAAUAAAACAGUGUUUCCUUCUCACUGUGUGUGGACACCAUUUGUCCUGCCCCUCUGCCGUGGGCAGCCUGGAUCUCUGUGUGUCCCUGCCACGCUGGACCCCGUGGUUUCCCAGCUCUCCACACGUGCAGAGCAGGCUGGGCAUUGGGGGGCACGAGAGAGAAGUGCAGCCACUGAAACUCACAUUCCCACCAGAGCACAGGUGUGAGCCCCUUUCUCCCUGUGACAGCUUGCCAAAAUGAGAUGCAGGUGACAGCUCAAAGGCUGAGGGAGACUGCUGGCACAGCUCUGUCGUGGGUGGCAUUUGCCCAAAUCUUUCUGCCUUGCUGGAGGAGGCUGUGGAGCAGGAGCAGGGCGCUGCUGCCCACAGGUGCAGCCUGGCAGGAACCAGGCAGGUGGAGGUGAGGCCCUGGGCUCUCAGGGGGCUGCACAAGCAGGUAAGUGCCCCGCAGGGACGGGGUGCCAGGUCCAGCUUGCUGCUGGCGCUCACCAGCGCCCAGAGGGUCCCGGGAGCUGUUGGGCAGGAGGAGCUGUUGUGGUUUGUGUCGGUGUUUCCGAGAUGCCAGCUGUACUUGUUGGGUUUCACACAUCAAUAAAACUUAUAUUUA